Molecule: messenger RNA, 1200 nt
Organism: Colletotrichum chrysophilum
Lineage: Eukaryota; Fungi; Ascomycota; Sordariomycetes; Glomerellales; Glomerellaceae
Exons: 2
Coding region: 1-1200 (399 amino acids)
Biological process (GO): response to nutrient; branched-chain amino acid catabolic process
Molecular function (GO): catalytic activity
Source: RefSeq, a predicted model, not a curated record
AUGAGGUCCAUUUCAUUACGUCCACUCCGCCGAGCGCUGGCGCCGUCCGUGUCGACCCAGCUCCCCCUUGCCGUCUCUCGGCUUUACUCGACGCACCCGCCCAAUGCGAAGCUCAACGUCCCCGUCGACUACGCGACGACCUCUCUCCUCGCGCACUCGUCUCAGGCGGCCCUCAGCACGGCCGAGCUCCCAGCCGAGGUGCGCAAUGGCACGACGAAGAAGAUGAACCUGUUCCAGGCCAUCAAUGACGCCCUGUCGAUUGCGCUGGCCGAAGACGACUCCGUCAUGGUGUUUGGAGAGGACGUUGCCUUUGGCGGCGUGUUCCGGUGCACAAUGAAGCUCGCCGAGACGUACGGCGCGGACCGCAUCUUCAAUACGCCCCUGACGGAGCAGGGCAUCAUGGGCUUCGCCAUCGGUGUGGCAGCGGAGGGCAUGCGGCCAGUAGCAGAGAUCCAGUUUGCCGACUACGUAUACCCGGCAUUCGACCAGCUCGUCAAUGAAGCGGCUAAGUUCCGAUACAGAGACGGUGCUUGCGGUCGCAGCGUGGGCGGUCUCACGGUCCGGAUGCCUUGCGGCGGCGUCGGCCACGGCGCCCUCUACCACUCCCAGUCCCCUGAGAGCUUGUUCACGCACAUCCCUGGACUGCGAGUGAUCAUGCCGAGGUCACCCCUCCAGGCCAAGGGUCUCUUGUUGUCAGCCAUUCGUAGCAACGAUCCGUGCAUCUUCAUGGAGCCCAAGAUACUCUACCGGGCCGCUGUCGAGCAAGUGCCCGCAGGGGCGUACACUCUGCCGCUGUCCAAGGCGGAGGUUCUCAAGGAUGGCAAGGACGUGACGAUUGUGUCCUACGGCCAACCACUGUACACGUGCAUGUCGGCUAUCCAAAAGGCCGAAGAGGAGCUGGGCAUCUCCGUGGAGCUCAUCGACCUCAGGACGCUGUACCCGUGGGACAAGGAGUGCGUCUUUGAGAGCGUCCGCAAGACGGGCCACUGUAUCGUGGUGCACGAGGCGAUGGUCAAUGCCGGCGUCGGCGCGGAGGUAGCUGCAGCCAUCCAAGAGGACCCGGAUACGUUCCUGCGACUGGAGGCGCCAGUUGCGAGGGUUGCGGGAUGGAGCAUUCAUACGCCGUUGUUGUAUGAGAAGUUCAACAUUCCGGAUGUUGCGAGGGUUUAUGACAAUAUUAAGCGGGUGUUGGACUACUGA